Manihot esculenta (cassava) is the source of this 2314-nucleotide messenger RNA. Its product is annotated as phytosulfokine receptor 1. The record is from RefSeq and is a predicted model, not a curated record. Lineage: Eukaryota; Viridiplantae; Streptophyta; Magnoliopsida; Malpighiales; Euphorbiaceae. The transcript has a single exon. Gene Ontology annotation, molecular function: protein binding. Bases 1 to 2085 code for a protein of 694 amino acids.
AUGGAAUUCUCAAGCGUGUACUUUUGCUCCAUUCUUUUAGCACUUUGCUUCCACUUCCAGACCAGGAUGGCUUGCAAUUCAGAUGAUCGGUUAGCUCUCAACGGUCUCCACAAUUGUUUAACAUCGACAACAGGUAGCUGGAAUAGCUCCACCGCCGAUUGCUGUAAUUGGGAUGGUGUCACUUGCAAUAAUUCCAUUGUUUCAAGUAAAAGGGUCAUUGGCCUGGAACUUGGGAACAAGAGACUCACAGGAACCAUAUGCGAGUCCUUGGCCGCUCUUGAUCAUCUCAGAAUCUUGAACCUCUCCCAUAAUUUUCUCCACGGUACCCUUCCAGCUAAAUUGCUCAGACUGCAGAAUCUGGAAAUUCUUGACCUGAGCAGCAAUAAUUUUGUCGGUUCAAUUCCCAUGGUCGGUGAUAUGCGCUCAAUCAGGUUUGUCGACUUGUCAAAGAAUAAAUUUUCUGGUUCUGUUAGUGCUGCACUUUGUGAAACCUCACCCCAUAUUCAGGUUCUCAACCUGGCAAGUAACUAUUUUGCUGGUGAAAUUUCAAACACUUUUGGGAGAUGUACUUCUCUGCAGAAUCUCUCUCUUAACAGCAACAGUCUCUCAGGAAGUUUUCCUCAGGUACUUUUUCACCUGCAAAAUCUUCGUGCCUUGCAGCUUAAAGAGAAUCAAUUUUCUGGAACACUGGAUGCUAGAUUAGGUAACCUUUCUAACCUUGUGGAGUUGGAUAUUUCCUCCAAUGUGUUCUCUGGAUAUCUUCCUGAUUCUUUUGGGAAGCUUAGCAAGCUUGAGAAAUUCUCUGCCUACACCAAUGCAUUCACUGGCCACAUGCCUGAGUCAUUGGUAAAUUCCCCAUCUCUUCAAAUUCUUGAUUUACAUAACAACACUCUUAAUGGUCCCAUUAAAAUCAAUUGUUCAGCAAUGAUUCAUCUAUUUUCCCUGAAUCUUGGUUCUAAUAAUUUCCAUGGUCCAAUCCCUGAAACCUUCUCCUCUUGCCAUAGCUUGAGUAUUUUGAAUCUUGGUAGAAACAAACUCGGUGGAGAGGUUCCUUACAACUUCAAGAAUCUCCAGGCCCUGACGUUCCUUUCACUAUCAAACACUAGCCUGUCAAAUAUCUCAAGAGCUCUAGAGAUUCUACAACAUUGCAAAAACUUAACUACCCUGAUCCUCGGUAUCAAUUUUCAGUAUGAAGAAUUGCCUGGAGGUGUCAAUUUGCAGUUCCGAAAUAUCAAGGCCUUAGUGAUUCCGUAUUGUCAGCUGAGAGGUUCAAUUCCACUGUGGUUGAAAAAUUGCAAAUCGCUGCAGUUGUUGGAUCUGUCCUGGAAUCUCCUUGGUGGAUCUAUCCCAGUCUGGUUAGGCAAUUUCAAGAGUCUCUUUUACUUGGAUUUAUCAAACAAUUCUUUUACAGGAAACAUACCAAAAAGCUUGACAGAACUACAAACCCUGAUCAUCAACAAGGGCAUCCUAAAAGAAAUCGCCCCGGGAAUCCCUCUCUUUAAGUCCCGAGAGGGCGGGAAUUUGCAGUAUACAAAAAUUUGGAGCCUUCCACCAACCAUGGAGCUAAGCUGCAACAAGCUGACAGGACCAAUCCUGCCAAGUUUUGGGAGAUUGAAAGGACUUCACGUUCUAGGACUAAACAAUAAUAGCUUGUCAGGGCCAAUUCCAGCUGAUCUAUCAGGAAUGUCAAACCUGGAAGUUUUGGAUUUGUCCCAUAACAAACUCUCAGGAGAAAUACCAACUUCAUUGGUAAAGCUCAAUUUUCUAUCCAAGUUCAGUGUGGCAUUCAAUCAACUAUCUGGAGAAAUCCCAACAGGCGGCCAAUUCAUGACCUUUCCUUAUUCAAGCUUCGAGGGUAACAAAAAUUUAUGUGGUGGAGAUUUUGAUUCCUGUGAACCAAUGCAGGCUCCUGUUCAGUCUCCUACUCGUAGCAAACAAAUGAAAAUUGUUGGUUUGCCAUUUCAACUCGGAGUUGCUACCGGCUUUGUACUCUCUGUAACAAUUUGCUUCAUGUCAGGCUGGGCGUUUUCAGUGGCAGAAAGAACUACUGAUACAAGUAGAUUUGUAUGCUGGAGGCUCAGAUAGAUAGAUGAUCCAAUAGAAGCCAUGAAAUUAUAUUGUGAAAUGAGUGUAUUGUGAGAAUGCAGAGAACACUUGUAGGAAUUAGAAUUACGCAAAUAUUGUUUUUCAUUUUGUUUUAGAAAAAAAAAAAGAAAAUUUAAGAAUUUGUGUAAAUUGGAAAUUAGCGAAUCCAAAUAUUCAUGCAAGCAAUUAGUUAUGCCUAAAGAAGAAAUUCAAUUUCAAUUAACUCAAA